GCGACCGUGAUUCAAUUACGGAAUAUGCCCUUAGUAGGUGCUUACAUUUUAAGAAGAAGCCUUUCCCAAAAAUUGAACUUUCUAGGUCUAGUGGUUUAGGUUGGGCAUCAAUUAUCUCUAUGUCAGUGAGUCAGGAUUUAUUAUACACAGAGAUAAUACUAGCAUACAGCUGUUAGCCUUUAUAUUGUACUGAUUAUCGACUAAAAAACAUGAAAAUGAAAAAACUGCACAAAUAGCGUAUGAAAUCUUGAUUGCGUCAACGUUAGAUUAAGAACAACCAAUCCCAGAAUAAAUUGAUUUGUUCCAAUGAAAUCCUUAAAAUUCUGCUAAGUGCACUAUCUGAUAAGAAACUUUAAGCUGAUUCGCAGUAGAAAUAUUCAGUUUAAGAGUGUAGUUAACAGUUUAGUUUGUAUUAAUCAUUGAUAAAACGAUUCACCGCUUCUAUUACUCAUGAUUUUCAUAACUUGAAAUCUAAGAUGGUCGUACUUCCGUCCACAAUUUAGAAGUGCCAACUGAAGCCAGAAGAUGGCCGGCGGAAGUUUCCAAGCCCCUUGAAGAUAGGCAACACGUAAUACCAGAGAGAGAGAGAGAUCACGUCAGAGUCGAAAACUAGCACAUUUCUGCGCAUGCGGAAGACAUAUGGAUAGUAUGGAAGGAAGGACAGAGUUUAAGCCAUAGGGUGCGUUACGUGAUAGUAUCAUUAAAAUCAGCUAGAAUACUGUUUCGUAGACUCGUGGAAAUUUACUGAGGCUUUAAGCUAAAGUUGGAACAAAAAGAAACUUUCGUACAAUUUAAGCAAAGUGAUACAUAACGGCGCUACAAAUUUGACUAAAAUCGCCGCAUUGUGGGACUGCCAUUCAACUGCUACUGAUGUACAUAAGGACGCGGGAUUAAGCAGCAAAGAAUAGGAAUUCGUAAUUCCCUAGCUUUGACUUUUACUUGAAUAUCAGUCGUAUAGGCGUAGGUGCGCUCUGGGUGCCGUGGGUAUGAUGCUGUGUAUAUUAAUAGUUUAAAAAAAAAUAAUAAAGCGGUAAAACGAAAAUUGGACAAUAUGGAUUGUAUCAUUUCGCCCAGCCCACGUAGAAAUUUAAUGCAGUACAAGUCUCCUGAACAUUUGGCACCACCUCCUAUGCUGCUACCACUUCAUUCACAUGAUGUAGUCGAUGGAAAUGACUAUCAUUUUGAAGAAGCAAGAUUACGCAGUUACAGAAAUUGGCCAUUGGAUUAUAUGGAUCCUGCAAUACUAGCCAGAGCUGGAUUUUUCUAUACAGGAGAGGGUGACAAAGUCACAUGCUUUGAAUGUCAUGUUAAGAUAUGUCAAUGGGUAGAAGGAGACAAUCCUAUGGUUGAUCACCAGAGGUGGUCUGCAAGGUGUCGAUUUAUUAGGAAGAUUCCUUGUGGAAAUGUACCGAUUGGAAUAGAUCCUUCUGCUAUACCUCCACCUGCGCCAAGAAGUCGAGAUGUAUGUGGUCCUUACGGUAUUGAAUGUAGAUUACAAUCAGGCCCGGAUACGCUUUCAGAUCCGUCAGAUUUUAAACUUACAAGUUCUGCUAAACUAGGUAGUCUUGGUAUAGGCAAAUCAAAGGCACCUGCAUAUCCAGAAUAUGUUAGCUAUGAUGCAAGGCUAAGAUCGUUUGAUUCGUGGCCUAAAUGCAUGCCACAUAGUAAGGAAGAGUUGGCUAACGCAGGAUUUUAUUACACUGGGAAAGGUGAUCAGACACUGUGUUAUCAUUGUGGCAGAGGGCUCAAAGAUUGGGAGCCUGAAGAUAAUCCGUGGGAGCAGCACGCAAAAUGGUUUUCAAAAUGUUACUACUUACUUCUAGUAAAAGGACAAGAUUAUAUCAACAGUAUUACAGGAUUACAAAUGUCCUCUCCGUCCAAAGAGGAGGCAAUGCAUAUGAACCUUCCAAAUUGCAUUAGCAUGCCUGAAGCGUCAACUGAAGCUAUUGCAGAAACAACAUCAGUGGCAGCAACAAAAUCAUCAGAAACUUUAGAAGAAUCGGCAACGUUGUUUCAGAGCACUGUGGUCGAAAGUAAUCCGGGUCCAAGCCAAUCGAGUCAAAGUAGUCCUUUGGACAGUGGAUUUACCAGCCUAGAAUUACAAGGUAGUAGUCCGAAAGAUGGAGCAGUUAUAAAAUCGUCACAACGCAAAUCAACUGUUGACGCAAGAAUAUGUAAAAUAUGUUAUAAUGAAGAAUUAGGCGUGAUAUUUCUACCUUGUGGACAUAUAGUUGCUUGCGUUAAGUGUGCACCGGGUAUGACAUUUUGUGCAGUAUGCCGCAAAUCAAUCGCUAUGUCAGUGCGUGUUUUCGUUUCUUAGUACUCAUAUACUGUGUUUUCAAAAGAUCUGAGUGUAGCGUGAUGUAGCUACAUUGCAACGAUACAUAUGGCGUUUUCAUUGUACAGGACACACGGUUACUUGUCCUAAGUACACACUUGACAGAACAUUUUGUGGUGUAUGUCAAAAGUGAAUCGUUAUGACAGUGCCAGCCUUUUUCUCACAGUUUUUCAUAUUGUAUCGCGUACAGACUGUUUCAAUGAAGAAAUUGCACUGCAUAUGAAGUGUUCGCCACCAUAUUGCAAAAUUCUUAGCAAAACACUGUGUAUAGUUAGUUACAAAAAUAUAUAUAUAAUGCUGACAUGACAUGACUCAUGUUAUGCAGAAGUUUGCAGGUACUAAGUAUGUAUCUGGAUCUAACAAUUAUACUUUAAAGUCAGUGCUUACAGUUAUAUGUACAGUAUGGAUGUUAUUUUCAAAUGUCUUGCAUUAAUUCUAUAUUGAGGACUAUGAUGCAAAGUUAGUGCUUGCACCUGUGUAUUGCUAUUUGUACAUAGGCUUCAAAAUUUGCUCAAGGCAUUUCCCCUUCGAAUAACAAAAAAAAUAUUGGAACAAAAAAGAUAUUUAUUAAUGCAAAUAGCAGUAUAACAUGAUGUCUAGUCAUUGGACAGUAUUACACACAGAGUGAGACAAAGGGAAUUAUGGAAAUAUAAAGAAGAAUCAUUCUCGUAUGAUUGAAAAUCAUUGAUUCUUUAUCUUCAAUAUGAGAAGUGCUUUUUUAAAAUAUAUCUUCUGUAAGUACCUUUCGUUAACAUGUUUCUAUUUUCAAGUAGUUUCUUGUAAAUAGGCGAACAAUUUAUAACUGGACAAUUACAUGAGAACAAAAAACAUAAGUUGCAUGCUGUUUUAACCAGUGAUUUGUUAUGUGAACUGUGUUGAGGGUAAAAUAUUGUUGAAACUAAUAGUAAAUUCGAAAAUGUCGAUAUACAAUAAUCAGAGGUUGAAUUUUAAUUCAACGUCGAUUGCAAACAUAUUUACGUGAAAAUUACGUGAAUGUUCAAGAACUAUGUUCUUUUUAGACCGACUGGAUUGGGAACAAUUUUUCAUACGAUAUCAUCAAAUGUAAUUGGGAAGGUUUGUGUAAAGUUGUAGAAUUCGAUAGAUUCUAGAAAUGAAUUUCAUCAAAAUCUAUUUAUGUAUUUGCACGAUAGAUAAUAGAAACAUGUUUUAAAUUUAUUUGACGUGACAAAUAAGAGCCAGUCAACUAUAAUUUCGUUCCAUAAUAAAUCAGAAUUCAUGUUUCCUCAGCAGAGGGACAAAAUAUAUUAUUGCCCGAGAAAUGUUGGAUUUUGAAAUUACAUUUUACUUUUUCUAACGGAAAAUUACGAUAAUGAUAUUUAUUUAAAUAGCGCAAGUGCAUAGGGAAAAUGGAAGAAUCUAAUCAAUGCAGUAUUAACGUCGAACAAUCGUUUAGUUGCUUAUAAUUAUCAUAUAAAUAUGUACAGAUUGAGGCAAAUAAAGUAAUACAAGGGAA
This is a messenger RNA of Cephus cinctus (wheat stem sawfly), 3812 nucleotides long. Its product is annotated as baculoviral IAP repeat-containing protein 2. Gene Ontology annotation, biological process: positive regulation of protein ubiquitination; negative regulation of apoptotic process; regulation of cell cycle. The transcript has 6 exons. Gene Ontology annotation, cellular component: nucleus; cytoplasm. Gene Ontology annotation, molecular function: cysteine-type endopeptidase inhibitor activity involved in apoptotic process; ubiquitin protein ligase activity. The record is from RefSeq and is a predicted model, not a curated record. Bases 1052 to 2320 code for a protein of 422 amino acids. NCBI's taxonomy places the organism in Eukaryota, Metazoa, Arthropoda, Insecta, Hymenoptera, Cephidae.